GCAUAGAUUUUGGCAACAUGGCAGCAUCUGGGAAAAAGAAGCUGGUGCAGCAAGAAGAGCUAAGGCGGCUGAUGAAAGCUAAGCAGCGAGAGACUGCAGUCAAGAAGAGAAUAGAAUCUCCACUAGCGAAAUACAACAGCCUUGGGCAGUUGUCCUGUGUUGUGUGUAACGCAUAUAUUAAAAGUGAGUUAUUGUGGCAGGCGCACAUCCUUGGAAAACAGCAUAAAGAGAAAGUUGCAGAAUUGAAAGGCACCAAGGCAGAUACAAGUAAUGCCGCCAUCACUGCACCGAUUUCUCAGCUUGGAAAAAGAAAAGUACAGAAUCCCGAAAACAAUGAUCACAAAAGAAUUAAAGCUCCAGAUGAUCAGUCAAUAUCAUCUUCAACAUCGCUACCUUCAGGGUUCUUUGAUAAAGAAGACAAAUCAUCAAAAAAACAGACUACUGCUAAAACAUCAAGCUUGAGCUUGUUGGUAGGAGAUUAUGAUGACGAUGAUAUUGAAGACAAUGAAGAAGGUACCAAAUCAGAUUCAUCAUUUCAUCAGAAACCAACAGAAAUUCCACUUCCUCCCCCAGCAGCAAGUAAUGACAGUUUACCAGCAGAUUUCUUCGACAACAAAACACCUGUUACUCAGGUUUCUCAUUCGGGGUCUAUAUUGAAGCCAGACAUACAAGAAAAGGUGGUAGAAAGGAAAGAAAACACUGCUGAAGCAUUGCCUGAGGGAUUUUUUGAUGACCCAGAAAUUGACGCAAAGAUUCGAAAAGUUGAUGCACCUAAAGAUCAGAUGGAUAAAGAAUGGGAUGAGUUUCAGAAAGAAAUACGUCAAGUGAACACUGUGUCAGAAGCAAUUGUGGCUGAAGAGGAUGAAGAAGGUAGACUCGAUAGGCAAAUUGAUGAAAUUGAUGAGCAGAUAGAAUGCUACCGCCGUAUUGAACAACUGAGGGACCGAAAAGAAAAUUUGCAUGAGUCAUUAGUAGAAAUAAUGAGGAUAAAGGCCAGCAAAAAACAAGAAAGAGAUGAAGUUGAUAGUGAUGACGAAGGAAUGUUGAAAAAUAUGCUUGCUCAGGACUGGCGUGAGAAAGGAGCUUUCCUUUAGUGAUUCCAAUUCCUGCCUGUGGGGGAGCUAAAACUAAAAUAUUUCAAGGAGAACAGAAUUGGUUGAGAUAUACAAAAAAAACAAUUUUCUGAGGUUUGGGGUUGAUUACAGCUUCAAAAUAUGUAAACAUUUUGUAUAUAAUAUUUUUUUCUGCUCUGAAAUUGUAAUGCAUUUUGAUAUAGCCUCAGGUUUGUUUUAUGAAAGAGGAUGUCUUCUGAUUAUGUCUCUCGUUUUCUUUUUUCCCUGUACUUUCUUAGUGUAUAUAAAUGCUAAUAUUGUCUUAAAGGGACAUUCCAGCCAAAAUUGGAAUCCACAUGGAUGCAUUUUUGUAAUAUAUAUGUAUUAGCAAAAAUGUUUCUAAUAAAACCUAUAGCUGUUUCAAAACUGUAUUUAAGUAUGCACCGUGCACCAGCAUUUUAAACACAGCACUUGCUCAGAUAACCUAAGGUGCUUGUAUCUUCUGGUAAUGGCUCAAUUUUGUUAUUUGCUGACAUGCUAUAAGCCUCACUGGUGCUCUGGCAAGUUGCAGUAUUUAAAAUGCUGGUGCACUGAGAAUAUCUAGCUAUGCUUCACAUGCACGUGCAGAGAAAAAUGCUAACAAUAAACUAGUUAUAACUUUUACUAGAAGCAUUUUGUGCCAAUACGUGUAUAUUGUAAAUAUGUUUCUAUUUAAAGUGAAUGUAAACUUAACCCUACUGGCUCACGGCAUUGGAUAGGCUUUUAAAAAUUAGGCAGGGUUUAAUUCUUCAAAUUUUUUAUAUUUAUUUUCUCCAAUUUUUUACCUUUUUACAGCUCUAUCGAUAUGCACAGAUCUCCCACCAUAUUGUGUAAUUGAUUGACAGAUGACGAUUCUUAAAACAACUAAUCCUUAUCUGUCAAUCAAUUACAUAAUAUGGCGGGCGGGAGAGCUGCGCUUAUUGUCGGAGCUUUAAAAAGGUAAAAAUUGGAGUAAAUUAAUUUAUAAUUUUUUUUUUAUAUUUAAUUCUGCCUAAUUUUUAAAAGUCUAUCCAAUGUCGUGAGCCAGUAGGAUUAAGUUUUUAUUCACUUUAAGUUUUGACCGGACUGUCUCUUUAAAUAUUAAAUGUGUUUUCGAUAGUGAGCACUAAAUUUGAUAUUUUCUGAUAUAAAGUGAACUUCAAAGGAGGAUUUUGUAUUCAUACCAUAUUUAUUUGUUACUUUUGAAGGUGAAUAUGAAUAAAAUAAUACAAUAUGACUGAAAUCGACAAAAUAUAAACACAAGUACAUUAAA
Messenger RNA from Bombina bombina (fire-bellied toad), 2343 nucleotides. RefSeq names its product zinc finger protein 830 (gene ZNF830). The record is from RefSeq and is a predicted model, not a curated record. The transcript has 10 exons. Gene Ontology annotation, biological process: mitotic DNA damage checkpoint signaling; nuclear DNA replication; mitotic DNA replication checkpoint signaling. Lineage: Eukaryota; Metazoa; Chordata; Amphibia; Anura; Bombinatoridae. Gene Ontology annotation, molecular function: nucleic acid binding; zinc ion binding. Gene Ontology annotation, cellular component: spliceosomal complex; nucleus. The coding region runs from base 18 to 1094 and encodes 358 amino acids.